AGCAUAUCCGAAGGAAGAAUCGGUCUUGCGUACUCCGCAAGGGUUAUUAGAAACAUGGCCGACUCGAACCUUCCUGAUUUCUGUAUCAAGUUGGUAAAGCCAAAUAUGGCAGAACUUCGGCUCGGGAGGCUUGGUUUUAUGAGCAGCUUGUUCUUGAACCAGAGUACGAAGGGGCGGCCCAACUUGAAUACUGAAACAAUGCCGCAAAAGUUACACUAUCUCACUCCCAAUCGUUUCCAGCUCCUCGCUUUGUCUGGUCAUAUGUUCCCCUAUCUAGAAUUGAGAACUGGGCAUCUGUCUCUUCCGAAGGACGGGGGUCAUCUUGAGAUCGAGUUGAUAGACAAAAUAUGCAAUGGAAGGGUCGUUCCUGACCUUUGCGUCAAAGUGAUGAAGCCAGAGUAUGGUGGGACCUUGGCCCGAGAAGCGUGGUUUUAUGAGCAGCUCGCUCUCGAAGCGAACUGUGAAAGAGUCAUUACAACGCGCAGUUUUGGCUUUUUUACCGUUCCACUUAGAGACUGCUUUGACGUCGAAGGACGACCUGUUUCACGUAUCGAGCCUUGGGAGAAUAUCACGAUUAAACCUCCCGAGCCAAAUUCUGAUGAGACCGAUGGGUCGGACGACGGAGAGGGCGCAGAUUGGCGGCUUCCUGACGAUCUUCCAUAUCUUGGCGAAUCAUUCAAGGACGAUGACAAAUGGAGGAGCGGGUCGCCUUGGAAUGCGCGGCGAGCGUCUCCUUCCAAUCCGUUGAUAUGUGUCCUGGUGCUGAAAAAUCUGGGAAACAAGUACUCUUCUCACGAGGAACAUGGGGAAAAACCAAGAAGCCUACAGGAGGAAGAGCUUAACGGUAUUUGCGAUGUCGUACAUGAUUUGGGCUCGACCGAAAUAAUGCACAAAGAUCUCUGAUACAACAAUAUCAU
Messenger RNA from Guyanagaster necrorhizus, 917 nucleotides. RefSeq lists its product as uncharacterized. The record is from RefSeq and is a predicted model, not a curated record. Lineage: Eukaryota; Fungi; Basidiomycota; Agaricomycetes; Agaricales; Physalacriaceae. The transcript has 4 exons. The coding region runs from base 55 to 903 and encodes 282 amino acids.